UACCCCGUAAACGCGUUAGCAGCUGUCAAACAAGUGUCAGGUGGUCGUGAUAACGAUUGAUAGCGCGUUCAUCCAACAUCUCUUAUUAAAAGCGGAGUGUAAAGGUCGGGCUGCCUGCCGGCCGACGCCGAGCGACGUCCAAGGACACCGCAGUCGCUAUCUGCCGUAAAUCGCGUAGGCCGUGCUCUGCUCGGCUGCUCGCGCCCCACGGAACUCCGCGCGUGAACAGGUGUCGGUCGGCGCCUGCAUUGAUUUUUCUAUAUAAGCAGCUGGUAAAUAUUAGUUUUUGCUCACUUAAAUAAAUGAUACACCACUUCAUAGAGGUUACUCGGAAGAGUUCGUGACGUCAACACGUCUCACGUCUCCUCGGUUUACCAAGAGUGCGCAUGCAGUAGCGUAUAUAGCGCGAUGGCGCACGGUAGCAGCUGGGAGGAGUUCUUCGCGCUCCACCUGCCGCCGACGGACUUCGAGGACAACCGCUCGCUGCUGAAGGAGUUCUGCUCGCGGCACGCGCGGCAGGGCACGCGCAUCGCGCUGGUGACGUCGGGCGGGACCACGGUGCCGCUGGAGCACAAUACGGUGCGCUUCGUCGACAACUUCAGCGCCGGCACGCGCGGCGCCGCCUCCGCCGAGUACUUCCUCGAGCAUGGCUACGCGGUCAUCUUCAUGCACAGACACAAGAGCCUGGAGCCGUUCACGCGGCGCUUCAGCGCGCAGAAGCUGCUGGACAUGCUGGAGCUGACGGAGCGCGGGCCCAGCACGUCCAUCUCGGUGCGCGCGGACUCGGUGGACGUGCUGGCGCCCGUGCUGGCGCGCCACCAGGCGGCGCGCGCGGCCGGCGCGCUGCUCGCCGUGCACUUCACCACCGUCUCCGACUACUUCUGGCUGCUGCGCGCCGCCUGCGAGUGCCUCGCGCCGAGAGGGCCCCAAGCGCUGCUCUACCUCGCCGCCGCCGUCUCCGACUUCUACAUCCCGAAGGAGGUCAUGCCGACGCACAAGAUACAGUCGGACGGCGGCGCGCCGGUGAUUCAGCUGCAGCUGGUGCCGAAGAUGCUGGCGCCGCUGGUGUCGCUGUGGGUGCCGCGCGCAUUCGUCGUCUCCUUCAAGCUCGAGACCGACGAGGCGCUGCUAGUGCCCAAGGCCAAGGCCGCGCUCGACAAAUACAAGCACAAGAUCGUGGUGGCCAACCUGCUGCAGACGCGGCAGACGCGCGUGCUGCUCGUCACCAAGAGCGACACGCAGGAGAUCGUGCUCAGUCGCAGCGACCUGCUCGCCGGCGCGGACAUCGAGAUGGCGAUAGUGGGCGCGAUCGUGGCGGCGCACGACGAGCACCUGGAGACGGGUGGCGGCGGCGGGGUGGGGGUGGGGGUGGGCGUGGCGGCGCAUGCGCAGGCGGGCGCGGGGGGCGCGGUGGCGACGCCGCCGGUGCGCUGAGCCUCGCGCGGCCGCGCCCGCCGCCUCUACCUCACCGCGGACUAGCGGCCGCCACGAGCCACGCCACUCCACAUUGUGCACAGAAUGACACUUGACUGCUCUUUCUCUUGACGCUAAACUUUAGAUCGUUUUAAACGAAUGUAAACAUGGUGAUCAAAAUUUUGCUAACUAUUCGGAAAUUUGAAUUUAAAAUUGGUGGUGUUCGUAAUAUUGACGAUAAAUGAUAAUAUAUGCGGUGUAUUCGUGUCCCAAAUGUAAUCGUCUGUGUUAUAUGUAUUUAAUAGAGUAUCGUUAGUGCGUGUUGAUGAAUUUCAGUAGUGUAUCGUGUCAAAUUGCAACAGACAAUAUGUACAUAGUGUAACAUACAAUACA
This is a messenger RNA of Cydia splendana, 1806 nucleotides long. It is a transcript of the gene Ppcs, whose product is annotated as phosphopantothenate--cysteine ligase. NCBI's taxonomy places the organism in Eukaryota, Metazoa, Arthropoda, Insecta, Lepidoptera, Tortricidae. The transcript is spliced from 6 exons. The record is from RefSeq and is a predicted model, not a curated record. Gene Ontology annotation, molecular function: phosphopantothenate--cysteine ligase activity. Gene Ontology annotation, cellular component: nucleus; cytoplasm. Bases 409 to 1434 code for a protein of 341 amino acids. Gene Ontology annotation, biological process: coenzyme A biosynthetic process.